Hibiscus syriacus is the source of this 1432-nucleotide messenger RNA. Its product is annotated as pyruvate dehydrogenase E1 component subunit beta-1, mitochondrial-like. The transcript has 15 exons. NCBI's taxonomy places the organism in Eukaryota, Viridiplantae, Streptophyta, Magnoliopsida, Malvales, Malvaceae. Gene Ontology annotation, molecular function: pyruvate dehydrogenase (acetyl-transferring) activity. Gene Ontology annotation, biological process: pyruvate decarboxylation to acetyl-CoA. The record is from RefSeq and is a predicted model, not a curated record. Bases 132 to 1235 code for a protein of 367 amino acids.
CUCUCGCCUGUUCAUUUUGUGUUCUCUCCUUGCUGAUUAAUUUCCUUUCAGAAAACCCUAAUUCCUUAUUAUUUUUUUCCUGAAUUUUACAUUGCCUAAAAAACAGAGAAAAGUGAAGUGAAGGAGGAAAGAUGUUAGCAAUAUCAAGGCAAAGGAUCUUGGGGCAAUCUUUUCAGAAGAUUCGCCCUGCAGUGUCAGGGUUGAAAUGUUACUCAUCUGCAUCAAAACAGAUUACAGUGAGAGAGGCAUUAAACUCUGCUCUUGAUGAGGAGAUGUCAGCUGAUCCAAAGGUCUUUUUGAUGGGUGAAGAGGUUGGAGAAUAUCAAGGUGCUUACAAGAUAACCAAGGGACUUUUGGAGAAGUAUGGACCUGAAAGAGUUCUUGAUACUCCGAUUACUGAGGCGGGUUUUACUGGGAUUGGAGUUGGUGCUGCUUACUAUGGUCUGAAGCCUGUAGUGGAGUUUAUGACAUUUAACUUCUCCAUGCAGGCAAUUGACCACAUUAUUAACUCUGCUGCAAAGUCCAAUUACAUGUCUGCUGGCCAGAUAUCCGUACCCGUUGUUUUCAGAGGUCCUAAUGGUGCCGCUGCUGGUGUUGGUGCCCAACACUCUCAGUGUUAUGCAGCAUGGUAUGCUUCUUGUCCUGGGUUGAAAGUACUGUCACCGUAUAAUUCUGAAGAUGCUCGUGGACUGCUAAAAGCUGCUAUUAGAGAUCCCGACCCUGUUGUUUUCCUUGAAAAUGAGUUGUUAUACGGUGAGUCAUUCCCCAUUUCUGAUGAAGUUCUUGAUUCCAGUUUUUGCCUUCCAAUUGGGAAAGCUAAGAUAGAGAGAGAAGGAAAGGAUGUGACUAUUACAGCUUUUUCGAAAAUGGUGGGCUAUGCUCUUAAGGCGGCUGAGAUACUUGAAAAGGAUGGAAUUUAUGCGGAGGUCAUAAAUUUACGUUCUAUUAGACCACUAGAUAGAUCCACAAUUAACGCUUCAGUCAGGAAAACCAACAGACUAAUAACCGUUGAAGAAGGGUUUCCUCAACACGGAGUCGGUGCUGAAAUCUGUGCAUCUGUUGUGGAGGAGAGUUUUGCUUAUCUUGAUGCGCCUGUUGAGAGAAUUGCUGGAGCCGAUGUUCCCAUGCCAUAUGCGGCAAAUCUUGAGAGAAUGGCCGUGCCACAGGUUGAAGACAUUGUCCGUGCUGCAAAGAGAGCGUGCUACCGAUCUGUACCAUUGGCUGCCACCGCCUAAUCGAGCUAAUCCCGGCAGGAAACUUCUCCUAAUCAUGGCGAUUUGCACAAUCAUUUAAAUUAAAAUAAAAUAAAAUGAGGUCUUCUCUCCUAACUUAAAUGUUUAUUUUUCAGGAAUCAGAGGGAUACGAUUGUUUUGCUUUUGUGGACACUGUUGUGCAGGAAGUGCAUCAAUUAAUAACCGAGAUUUGUUGGGAA